This is a messenger RNA of Mesorhabditis spiculigera, 1728 nucleotides long. The record is from the annotation of a GenBank genome assembly. Lineage: Eukaryota; Metazoa; Nematoda; Chromadorea; Rhabditida; Rhabditidae.
AUGAAAACUCCAAAACUCGAUUUGGCCACCGAACGACACAUAUGGCCUUCAAAAACCCAGUUUCGCAUGUCGGUGAUGAGCUUCGCGAUCGGGUUGGGCAAUUUCUGGCGCCUACCACCGUUGGUGAUGAGGAAUGGGGGAGGUGCCUUCCUGAUCCCCUACACAAUAAUGGUGGUGAUCCUCUGCUUCCCGCUUUUCUACAUCGAGCUGGCGGUCGGCCAACUCUUCCGAAAAGGCUCGAUCGGCGUAUGGAAGAGCAUACAUCCUGCAUUGGCUGGCGUUGGAGUAGCUGCAACGUCGGUCUGCUACCUGGUGGCCAUCUACUACAACGGGAUUGUUGCCUAUGUUUUGUACUAUCUGUAUCAGGCUCUGUCGCCAAAGCUGCCAUGGGUGGACUGCCCUAUCGAGCCAGCGCACUAUCGAAAUGAAUGCCUGAAAGCCGACUCGGUGCCGGCUUUCUUCUUCAACAGGAUUGCGCUGGAUACGAGCAACUCAAUCUCCGAGUUCCGUAAUUUCCGCCCAAACAUCUUCGGCUGCCUGGUCAUCUCCUGGGCGAUCGUCUAUGCCAGCGUGAGGCGUGGCGUGAAAACGAGCGGUUAUGUAAUGUAUUUCACGUGUAUAUUCCCAUACAUUACGCUAGUCGUCUUCUUGGUGCACGCCAUGACGCUUGACGGCGCUUGGGAAGGGCUCGUCAUUUUAUUCAAACCCGAUCUCUCCAAAGUUUUCGACGCCAAUGUCUGGCUUCUCGCCGCGACGCAGGGCUUCUUCAAUUUUGGGAUCGCCUUUGGAGGCCUGAUCGCCUACGGGUCGUACAACAAGGGCGGGCACAACGUCCGUGGCGACUGCAUCAAGCUGACCGCCGCCAACCUGGCCACCUCGUUGCUGACGAUCGUCUGGGUGUUCCUCAUCGAGGGCCACCAUGCCCACCAUAAAUUCUACGAGUGCAAUAAUGAGAUAUUCCAAGACCAAGGUGUCGCCAAUGUUGCUGCGGAACUCAAGGAGCUUAAAAGGGUCGUGGAGGUUGAAUCGAUUGCAGUAACGAUUCGACAGCACAACGACCUCCGAUGCAGCUUCCAAGAUUUUCUAUGGAAUACGACCCAGGGCACAGGGCUGGCCUUCGUCGUCUUCACCGAGGCCAUCACCAUGUUCCCCAUGAGAAGCGUUGCCUCCGUUGUUUUCUAUUUGAUGCUGCUGACGCUGGGAUUAGAAACCCAUGCUGACCUUUCUGCUUUGCUCAUGCGCGUGCUGCGUGGGGUUGUUGGCGUUCAGCUUUGGGAAUGGGCAGUACGUCAUCACCCUGCUUGCACGUUCUGCAGCAGCUACGCGCUGUUGAUCAUCGCAUUCUGCGAGGUUGUUGCAAUUGCGUAUGUGUAUGGAGCAGAGCGGUUUUCUAAAAGUCUGCACGAGGCCACUGGCUCGCGGCCGGGCCCAUUUUUGACCAUCUGCUGGAAGUACAUCGAUCCGCCCUUGAUGCUCAUAAUUUUCUUGGCUUCCGCCGGGAAAAGCCUGCUACACUCGCCGAAGUACAUGGCUUAUAAAAGCCACGUGACCAAGCAAGUCCCAGAAGAGUUCCCAUGGUGGGGGCUGAUCCUGGCCAUGGCCAUCGUGCUGGUCACCACGCUUCCGAUUCCAUUAGCCGCCCUCCAUACGCAUGUCAGGACGGUGGUGAAGAGCCUGGAGGAUAACUUAAAUGGCACGGAUAAGUAUGCGACAGAUCAGGUAGUAGAU